Laccaria bicolor S238N-H82 is the source of this 1341-nucleotide messenger RNA. RefSeq lists its product as uncharacterized. The record is from RefSeq and is a predicted model, not a curated record. NCBI's taxonomy places the organism in Eukaryota, Fungi, Basidiomycota, Agaricomycetes, Agaricales, Hydnangiaceae. The transcript has 4 exons. The coding region runs from base 1 to 1341 and encodes 446 amino acids.
AUGUCGCAGGAUCUCAGAGUCCUUCGACGCAGGCUAGUAGUAGCAGCACUGAUCAUAUCCCUCAUCAACUGCAACCACCACACCGCCUCCGCCAUCCUCGUCAAUCGCACAAUUGACGAUCAGUUCGGCGACCCUAUCACUGGUACAUACCCUACCUACUCUCCCGCGGAGGACUGGCAACCCGGCGCCAACUGCUCAGACUGUUCUGUACGACCAGAUGUUACCAGGGCUUUUGACGGGACAUGGCACGACUCGACCUAUUACCCCGGUGAUUCGCCGCGAACAGUGACGGUGACGUUUACCGGGAAUGCCGUGUACGCCUUCUUCAUAACCCCGCCCGUUUUGAAUGCGUCUUUGACGACCGCAACGUAUCUAAAUUUCACGCUUGACAAUGAGCUCAGCGAACGGCCCUUCAAUUUCAUUCCCUAUGGAUCCGAUACAUAUACCUAUAAUCAGACCGUCUACAGCAAAACAAAUCUAUCGAACAGCCAACAUACGUUGGUGAUGUCGACGGGGGGUUCCCAGGCCGGGUUGUUGUUAUUCGACUAUGUAAUUUACACAGUUGACACGAGCAAUACGACGACGUCUUCCGAGUCCUCUGGAGGAUCUUCAAAGACAAAAUCACCAAACAUCGGAGCCGUCGUUGGCGGCGUAGUCGGCGGUGUAGCCCUGCUCGUUGCUCUCGCUCUGCUCACCUUCUUCUACAGAAGGAAGACGACGAAACGCCACUCUGAAGUAGACCCACCCACACGGGAACAUCGAGAAGAAGGCCAAUUUCCAGCGGACCUAGUCAUCCCCUACGCCGUGGAUGACUCUGACAUACAACCCACCACCACCACAUACUCGCAUUCAAAGUCUAGCAGGCCAAGCCAACAUCCAACCAUUUUCUCAGCCCUUUCCUCCGACCCCCCAACAAGUCCUUCCAACACCGCUCUUUCACACAGCACCAAAGCCCUCGCCGAGGCUAGGCAGGGAGAUAUUAAUAGGAGGAUGGAAGCGGUGGAACAACAAAUUCGGACACAGGCGCCGCGGUCUGGUGGUGGCGAGGAAGAGGAUUGGAGGACGACGGCUCAGCAUCUUAGAGCGGAAAUUGGGAGGUUGGAAGUGGCGUUGCAGAGUCAGUGGGCGCAGGGACAUUCAAGUAGGACAUUUUCCCCGUAUUUCAAUCUGGUACUUCCCAUCUCGUUCAUGAUCAUGCUCGACUUCUCAACAAAACGUUUUGAUCUUUAUUCUAUCCGCAGCUGGUACCGACCCGAAAAAUUCACGAGACAAUGGCCUCCUUCUUAUCUUGGUAUUUUGACCCCAACACGAGGCUCUCAUUGGGACCUAAAACCCACCUAA